AGAGAGAAGGAAGCACAUCCGCCCCACUCGUGGAAGGGGCCUCUUCUGGCCAUGUCUCCUGCGGCGGAUGCUGAGCCAGAUGGGAACCAGCGAGACAGGCACGUCAGCAAGCUCAUUUUCUUCCUCUUCGUCUUUGGCGCAGUCCUGCUGUGUGUGGGAGUCCUGCUCUCCAUCUUCGGGUUCCAGGCAUGCCAACACGAACCCCUCCCACACUGCAGCACGGUGCUGAAGGUUGCUGGGCCUUCGUGCGCGGUGAUUGGGCUUGGGGCGGUGAUCCUGGCCCGUUCCCGGGCUCGACUUCAGCUCCUGGAGGGGCGGCGUCAGGGCAGCCAGACAGACCCCGACAGAGCCUUCAUCUGCGGAGAGAGCCGCCAGUUUGUCCAGUGCCUCAUCUUUGGGUUUCUGUUCUUGACGAGCGGCAUGCUCAUCAGCAUUCUGGGCAUUUGGGUGCCUGGAUGUGGCGCAGACUGGGGGCAGGAACCAUUGAACGAGACGGACACUGGGGACAGCGAGCCCCAGAUCUGUGGGCUCCUUUCUCUGCAGAUCAUGGGCCCCUUGAUUGUGCUCGUGGGAUUGUGCUUCUUCGUGGUUGCCCACAUUAAGAAGAAAAACAACUUGAGUGCAGGCGGGGAUGCCUCUGAAAAUGAAGAGGGACAGACCCAAAGCACGGAUCCUGUCCAGGUCACUGUAGGUGAUUCGGUGAUAAUAUUUCCACCUCCUCCACCACCAUACUUUCCCGAGUCUUCAGCUUCUGCAGUAACUCGAAGUCCUGGGGCUAGCAGUCUGCUUCCAAGUGAAAAUCCACCUUCUUAUUACAGUAUUUUUAACUAUGGGAGUCCUGAGAACCAGGGUGCAGCCUCUGAGAGAGAUUGUGAAUCUAUAUAUACUAUUUCUGGUACUAAUUUAUCCUCUGAGAUCGCGUACACUCCACAUCCUUCCUCUGAACCGCCUCCUAGAUAUGAAGAAAAAGAAAGUACUACAGCUCCAUCUUUGUCUCCAUCUUCUGAACCUUCCCCACCAUGAACUACAGACUCCAGCUCAGUUUUAUAUAUAAUGGAUCACUAUUUUAUUUAAUUUUUUUUAAUAAAAAAACCUAAUUGCA
This is a messenger RNA of Tupaia belangeri chinensis (Chinese tree shrew), 1102 nucleotides long. It is a transcript of the gene TMEM171, whose product is annotated as transmembrane protein 171. The coding region runs from base 52 to 1023 and encodes 323 amino acids. The record is from RefSeq and is a predicted model, not a curated record. The transcript is spliced from 4 exons. NCBI's taxonomy places the organism in Eukaryota, Metazoa, Chordata, Mammalia, Scandentia, Tupaiidae.